AUGGACGAGGUGGAGUAUGACGUCACCAAGGCUCGGCAGAAGAAGACCAAGGUGGGCUCCUUCCGAGUGAAUCCUGAUGGGACGCAGGAGAGGAGAAAGAUUCCCUUAGCCCAGUCGGAGGCAUUUCUCACAGACCUCCUGGACAAAGUGUGUGAGCGGAUGAAUGACUACAAGCUUGAAGACGACCCCGUGACCAAGGAGAAGACUUUCAAGAGAUUUGCUCCCAGGAAGGAGGACGACAUAUACAAAGAAUUUAAAAAAUUCUAUUUUUAUUCAGAUGCUUACAGACCUUUGAAAUUCGCGUGUGAAGCUAUAAUAGAAGAGUAUGAGGAUGAAAUACUCUCCCUUAUCGCCCAGGAGGUGCACCACCUCGCUGACAAGCUGUGCAGUGGAAAAUCAGGUCUGUGCAAAACUUCUGCUAAUCAUACUGAACUCUAGGAAGGACGGGGCUGCUGGGCAGAAAGGAGUCA
Molecule: messenger RNA, 470 nt
Organism: Camelus dromedarius (Arabian camel)
Lineage: Eukaryota; Metazoa; Chordata; Mammalia; Artiodactyla; Camelidae
Gene: CNPY1
Product: canopy FGF signaling regulator 1
Exons: 4
Coding region: 1-438 (145 amino acids)
Cellular component (GO): endoplasmic reticulum
Source: RefSeq, a predicted model, not a curated record